UUUCGUGUACCAACACCUGUUCCUGUGCUUUCGACAGCAGUGGAGUUUUUCCCAUUCUCAUAUCAGUUGAAUCUGUUUUCAAAUGGUUACUAAACCUCUGCGAGGAAUGCUAAACCUGCUAUUUACAUUUCUCUGACUUUUCCCUUUUUAAACAGCAUCCAAGGCUUUGGCCAUACCCUUAGGAGUCCAGUUAUCUCUUUUUCCCCCCAGUAGCAGGUAUAGUUGAAUCCUGAAAGAACAAAUUUGCUAAGAUAAUUUUUUAACUUUUGUAUUGUAUCUAAUAAAGUCCAUCAUUAUUAUGGUGGGCCUUAUAAGGAACACCUGUAGUGCCGUAAGAAGCAGUAAAAUAUUGUUUUAACGAAUGAGAUAAACACUACUACCCUUUAAUUUAAUUUUAUUCAUAGCCCUAAUAUUAUGAUACAUUUGCAAUUGCUGUAUUUUUUUCUAGUGUUAAGACCCCCAAGAUUCAGACUCGUAGGCACGUGCCUAGUGGAUAAUCCGGCACUGGUUCCGAAUAUAAAUUAUCAUCUUAAUAUAAUGAAUUUUAAUUUAUAUAACAAAGGCAUCGAGAAAAGUAUCACGUAACAAUUACAACACUAAAUCGUUCAUCUGUUAAGAACAAUUGAAUUGAAAUUGUAAACGAAAACAUGGCUCCACCGCAUACAGCGUAUCAAGUGGAAAAUUUUGAUCCUCAUCCUAACGAAGAUUUAAUAUGUAGCAUAUGCGGAUGCGUUUUCUACGAUCCAGUAGAAUGCCAAUGUCUUCACGUUUAUUGUAGAAAUUGCAUUUGCGAUUGGUUGAGUUUUCAAAAUAACUGCCCAGUUUGCAGGAAAUCGGUUAGUUUAUUCGAACUUCAACCCGUAGGUCCGAUAAUAAAAAAUAUGAUAAUGAAAUUGACCAUUCGUUGCCCGAAUGCCGUACACGGUUGCAAGCAGAAUUUCGCUCUGGAGGAAUACGAUUCUCACUUGGUUAAUUGUGAUUAUGGAAUAAUAAAAUGCAAUAAAUGCCAAGAGGAAAUGCAAAUUAAAGAUAGAUUUAAACACGAACGAUUAGAAUGCAACUAUCGAUUAAUUCAAUGCGAAAAAUAUUGCUCUUUGAUCUUGCCAGCUAAUUCAAUGAAAUAUCACAAUUGCGCUAAAGAAUUGAAAAACGAAAUAAAAAAUAAGAAGAAAUUAGUUAACGAAUUGAAAAAUAAUUUAAAAUAUUGUAAGAAACAAUUACAAAAAGAAAAACAAUUUGGUAUAUCGAGUAAAGAAGAUGAAACAAGUGAAAUUGCUAACGAUUUUAAAGCUGGUAAAUCAUCUUCAGCUAAUUUUAUUAAUAAUAAAAUUAAGAAAUUUCUGAAUGAUUUUCCAUGGCGAGUGAAUCAAAAAGAACAGCCAAAAGGAACCAACAGUUAUUUUGAAAACGUUAAUAAUUCGCGGGAAGGCAAUGGUAUUGAAUCAGACUUAAUUAAUGCCAAUCCAUUGCAUCCUGUAUCCACAUUGCAUUAUUUUCGUAACCCAUCCGACUCAAGUGGAGCAAAAAUAGGUAGAGUGAGGACAUUAGACGAACCCAAUGAAUUUAUAAUACAGGUACGCGCAAAUAUUGGCACCGAACGUUCUUACGAUGAUAAUGUUAAUGAAAAUAAUGACGCAUCAAUAGUUAUUGGGAAUGAAAUUUUGAAUCAGAAUUUCUCAUCAUCCGAUGGAUCAAUUAUAAUGGACGAGAUGCAAGAACGGAAACGAUUUGUGUCAUAUAUUUCAUCUGAAAUGCAAAGAAUUAAAAGUGCUCCGAGAGUAAAAUUUACAAUACCAAAUGUGAGAAUGUUAAAACAAUACAAAUCUUCUAAUUCUAUUGAUAUAAAUCCAAUUAGAGAAGUAGAAACAAAGCGGAAUCCAUAUUUAAAUCAGGAUGAAGGCGAUAGAAUACCAAUGGAAUUACUCGAAAGAAAUCGAAAUCCUGGGAUGUCAUCGAAAGAUACUUUGAAAAUUAAUUGUAUAAGUGAAAAUGAAUGCAAUAGAAAUAUAUUAUUGGGCGAAACAAAGGAGAGAACAUUGUCUUUAGAUAAUAAUUCGCCCGUUCAGAUGGAAGAUCUCUAUAUUCCCCCAUUAGAAGAUAUAAAUUCUACAAGAGAUGUAGAUAAAUGUGAAACUCUGGAGGCACAGAGAGUUAAUUUUAAAGUUUUUAAUCGCAAAAUUCGAAAACUAUUGAUGAACUGUUUGGGAUCUAAUCAUUGCCACUAUAACGACGAUAGGGAUUUUCUAUUAUCCGAGAAUUUUGAUAAGCCGGAUGAUAAAUUAAAGAAAUAAAUUUUGGAAAAAGAAUUAUUAAUUAAAAUACAAAAUUAGUUAAAUAAAGGUUUAUAUAAUUAAA
This is a messenger RNA of Centruroides sculpturatus (bark scorpion), 2355 nucleotides long. RefSeq lists its product as uncharacterized. The record is from RefSeq and is a predicted model, not a curated record. The coding region runs from base 648 to 2291 and encodes 547 amino acids. Gene Ontology annotation, cellular component: plasma membrane signaling receptor complex. Gene Ontology annotation, biological process: regulation of canonical NF-kappaB signal transduction; tumor necrosis factor-mediated signaling pathway; positive regulation of JNK cascade. Lineage: Eukaryota; Metazoa; Arthropoda; Arachnida; Scorpiones; Buthidae. The transcript has a single exon. Gene Ontology annotation, molecular function: ubiquitin-protein transferase activity.